UCUAACCGAUUAACGGCUGAAAAUGCGUUAGUAAAUGAGAUUGUGCGUGCUAUAGCCACAACCAAAAAGAUUCCGAAUAAAUAUAAAUAAAAACCCUAGAGAGAGAGAGAAAAAUAGAAAGGAGAACACAGACAGAGAGUGACUGAGUCGUCAGAGCUCUACUCAGCAAAAAAUGUUUCAACCCAGCAACCAUUCUCAGGAUGCAUCACCGUCUGCAUUAAUGCAAGUGGAUCCAAAAGAAACUAAUAUUGUUGUGAGGGAUGAGAUGCAAAAUGGAAGAUUCCCACAAGCCCAAACCAUCCUCUACAAUUCUAAGAAACUUCAAGAAGAUUUGCAUGUGCUAGGGAUGAAAAUCAAACAUCAUGAGGACAACAUUAAGUUUCUGAAGAGUCACAAAAACAAAUUAGAUGAUUCCAUUCUUGAUCUGCAAGUUACCCUUGGCAAAUAUCAUUCUUCAACAAUGCCAAAUAAUGAAAAUGAUGCCCAUUACUCCAAUCAGAGUGAGGAUGAAACAAUGGAACACAUUCUACAGCAUGAAAAAUCUGCUGCGGGCAUUUUGUGCCGGCUGAAAAUGAGCCAUGGCACUCAAAUUUCACAUCCGUCAUUUACCAACGAUGUGCUUGGUGUUGUUGCUACACUUGGCAAGGUAGAUGAUGAUAACCUUGGCAGGCUUUUUUCCGAGUACUUGGGUGUGGAGACUAUGCUGGCAAUUGUCUGUAAGACAUAUGAAGGUGUAAAAGCUCUGGAAACAUAUGACAAGGAAGGCCAGAUAAAUAAAGACUCCGGCCUUCAUGGCCUUGGUGCUUCUAUUGGGAAGGAAUUGGAUGGUCGAUUUCUUGUCUUUUGUCUUGAAAAUCUAAGACCCUAUUGCGGUGAAUUUGUGGUGGAUGACCCACAAAGGAGGCUUGAUCUCCUUAAGCCAAAAUUACCUAACGGGGAGUGCCCACCUGGGUUUAUUGGCUUUGCUGUAAAUAUGAUCAACGUGGAAUUCACAAACUUAUUUUAUCUCACAGGCAGCGGAUAUGGUCUUAGAGAGACUCUAUUUUAUAAUCUGUUCUCCCGUCUACAAGUUUAUAGAACAAGGGAAGACAUGGUACUCGCUCUUCCUUGUAUAAGUGAUGGAGCCAUUUCACUGGAUGGAGGAAUGAUGAAGGGUACCGGUAUAUUUUCUCUAGGUAAUCGGAAUAAUGUGGAUGUAAGAUUUCCAAAAUUGUCUGUGACGUCAACCCUGCCUGACAACUACAUUGACACUGAGAAGCAGCUCAAGGAGACCAAAUGGAAAAGGGAAAAAAUGCUGGAGGAUAUAAAGAGAGAACAAGCAUUAUUGGAUACUGCAAGGCAAAGUUUUGAGAGAAAGAAGGAAGAGUUUGUUAAAUUUCUGGCUCAAAGCUCAGCAUAUGCAAGUCAGAUGCAGACAGGAUUUACACCAAGAUAACUUUUUAGUUGAAGAAAGUUCAAGCCUCGUGGAGGAAAUGGGAUGGCCUUCAGUCUGAACAUGUUCUGGAGCUCUGUUCGGAUCAAACAUUUUCCCUCCUAUUUCUGGGCAAAGAAUAUCUUGACUGUUCGGUCAUGAAGUUUUUGAUUCACUAAGAGCAAUUGCCUCUGCAAAUUCUGUUGUGCUGGAUCACUAGUAAUUGAGAGUCACUACCAAUCUCUUGUUUGUUCAUAGGAAAAUCCCAGCACACGAUUGUCCAUGGGAUGCAGAUCCUUGUACUAGGAAAAGUUGCAAUCAGCAUUAACUUGUAUUGGUCUCUUACUGGUAGAUGUCUGUUUUAUAUCAUCCAAGUUGUAUGUACAUGUUCAUAAUAAUGCAGUUUAGGUCAUUUGCCCAUCAAAGGCUGCUAA
Molecule: messenger RNA, 1845 nt
Organism: Populus euphratica (Euphrates poplar)
Lineage: Eukaryota; Viridiplantae; Streptophyta; Magnoliopsida; Malpighiales; Salicaceae
Product: protein DEFECTIVE IN MERISTEM SILENCING 3-like
Exons: 8
Coding region: 173-1435 (420 amino acids)
Source: RefSeq, a predicted model, not a curated record